Molecule: messenger RNA, 7380 nt
Organism: Austrofundulus limnaeus
Lineage: Eukaryota; Metazoa; Chordata; Actinopteri; Cyprinodontiformes; Rivulidae
Gene: kif13ba
Product: kinesin family member 13Ba
Exons: 39
Coding region: 386-5788 (1800 amino acids)
Biological process (GO): microtubule-based movement
Molecular function (GO): microtubule motor activity; ATP binding; microtubule binding
Source: RefSeq, a predicted model, not a curated record
CGGAUUGACGGAAGGGAGGAGGAGGACAGCGGAUUGAGAUCAUCGCUCUCAUGGAUCUCUCAUUGCUGUCUUCAUAGGUUAACCGUGUCACCUCUGAGAUGUGUCCGUUUGGCUCCUAAGCCUUUGUGGACUUGUUUUAGCCUGCAAUAUGAACAGAAGAAGAAAAUAGGCAGCGGCGACUGGCUUCCUGUGGGAUUCAACCCAGGCAUUUUAUUUUUUUUUUAUUUCGUGGACAAGUCUGGUUUAUCAUGGAACAAAGCUGCGAGAGACUAGCUGGCCGACAGUUCGUCUAGCGCAACAUUUCCAGGCUUUUAGAUGAUCAUUCGGCCGAGGAGCUGAUUUAUUUUGGACCAGCGCUGCUUCCCUGCGGGAGUGAGGACUCAGCAUGGGGGAGCCCAGCCUGGAUGACUCCAAUGUCAAGGUGGCUGUCCGUGUACGGCCCAUGAACAGGAGAGAAAAGGACUUAAACACAAAAUGUGUUGUGGAUAUGGUGAAGAACCAGACAAUUCUCCACCCUGCUGGAGCUAACCUUGGAAAAACUGACUCCAGGAAUCAGUCCAAGGUUUUUGCAUAUGAUUAUUGCUUCUGGUCCAUGGAUGAAACAGAUAAGGAAAAAUUUGCAGGUCAGGAGGUGGUGUUUCAGUGCCUUGGGGAAAGCCUUCUCCACAAUGCCUUCCAGGGCUACAAUGCCUGUAUCUUUGCCUAUGGACAAACUGGUUCAGGAAAAUCAUACACCAUGAUGGGUUCUGGUGACCAGCCGGGGCUGAUUCCUCGCCUGUGCAGCGCUUUGUUUGAGCGAACGCAAAAAGAACAGCGGGAGGAGGAGAGCUUCACUGUUGAGGUUUCCUACAUGGAGAUUUACAACGAAAAGGUCCGAGAUCUGCUGGAUCCCAAAGGGGGGAGACAGACUCUGAGGGUGAGAGAGCAUAAAGUUUUGGGUCCAUAUGUUGACGGUCUGUCUCGACUUGCAGUUACUAGCUACAAGGACAUUGAGUCUCUGAUGUCGGAGGGGAAUAAGUCUCGUACCGUUGCUGCUACCAACAUGAAUGAAGAGAGCAGUCGAUCACACGCCGUCUUUAACAUCAUCCUCACACACACGCUGAAAGACCUGCAGUCUGGGACGAGUGGGGAGAAGGUGAGUCGGUUAAGUCUGGUGGACCUGGCUGGAAGUGAGCGAGCAGCAAAAACUGGAGCAGCUGGCGAGCGACUGAAGGAAGGAAGCAACAUCAACAAGUCUCUCACAACACUUGGUCUGGUGAUCUCUGCCCUGGCUGAACAGGGAACCACCAAGAACAAGACCAAGUUUGUUCCAUACAGAGACUCUGUUCUGACGUGGCUGCUGAAGGACUGCCUGGGGGGCAACAGCCGCACAGCCAUGGUUGCGACUGUGAGUCCAGCAGCAGACAACUAUGAGGAGACCCUGUCGACGCUGCGCUAUGCUGACCGAGCGAAAAACAUCGUUAACCACGCCGUCGUCAACGAAGACCCCAACGCUCGCAUCAUCAGGGAGCUCAGGGAGGAGGUGGAGAAACUGCGAGUGCAGCUGACCCAGGCUGAGUCUCUGAAAGCUCCAGACCUGAAAGAACGCCUGGAAGAGUCUGAAAAGUUAAUCCAAGAAAUGACCGUCACAUGGGAGGAGAAGCUUCGCAAAACAGAGGAGAUUGCACAGGACCGUCAGAAGCAGCUGGAGAGUCUGGGGAUUUCUCUUCAAUCAUCAGGGAUCAAAGUUGGCGAUGAUAAAAGUUUUCUGGUGAACCUUAAUGCUGAUCCGGCCCUUAAUGAACUGCUUGUGUACUACCUGAAGGAACACACGAAGGUGGGCUCGGUGGACUCCCAGGACAUCCAGCUCUGUGGGAUGGGCAUCCAGGCGGAGCACUGUGUCAUUGACAUUACGGCCGAGGCUGCUGUCGUCCUCACCCCCUAUCCCAACGCUCGGACAUGUGUUAAUGGUUCUCCAGUAACCAGUGCUCUGCAGCUUCAUCAUGGGGACCGAAUCCUCUGGGGAAAUAAUCACUUCUUUAGGAUCAAUCUGCCAAAACGGCGCUCACGGGGCGCAGAGGAUGAGGACGGAGAAGCCGGUGUGAUGAAGAACAGCAGUAGCAGUGAGCAGCUGGAUGCAGACGGGGACACGGCCAGCGAAGUGUCCAGUGAAGUCAGCUUCUCCUAUGAGUUUGCACAGACAGAGGUCAUGAUGAAGGCUCUGGGCAACAACGACCCCAUGCAGGCCGUCCUCCAGUCUCUGGAGAGGCAGCACGAAGAAGAGAAGCGCUCCGCCCUGGAGCGACAGAGGCAGAUGUACGAGCAGGAGCUCAUGCAGCUCCGCAAGAAGCUCAAUCCAGACCGCCUGUCCACAGGCCAGCCUGGAGGACAGACACCUGGACAGCAAGGACCAGGACAGCAGUCUCACUACCGCAGCCUGGAGAGACUCAGCAUGGGAGGGAUGAGCCAUUCAACCAGCACUCACAGACUGAGGCAGUGGAGUGAAGACAGGGAGGCAGUGUUGGUGAGAAGUCUUCGGAGGUUGAGGGAGCAAAUAGUGAGAGCAAACCUCCUGGUGCAGGAGGCGUGUUAUAUCUCAGAGGAGCUGGAGCGUCACACGGAGUACAGAGUCACCCUGCAGAUCCCGUCAGACAACCUCAACGCAAACCGCAAGAGAGAUGCAGUCCUCAGUGAACCUGCAAUCCAGGUCCGAAGACGGUGUAGAGGGAAACAGAUCUGGAGUUUGGAGAAGAUGGAGAACCGCCUGGUGGAUAUGAGAGAGCUCUACCAGGAGUGGCAGGACUACCACCUCCACAAUCAGGAAAACCCAGGGAUGCGGUCAUAUUUCCGUCGGGCAGACCCGUUCUUUGACGAGCAGGAGAACCACAGUCUGAUUGGAGUGGCCAACGUCUUCCUUUCAUGUCUGUUCUAUGAUGUCAAGCUGCAGUACGCUGUUCCCAUCAUCAAUCAAAAAGGAGAGGUUGCCGGGCGCCUGCAUGUGGAGGUGAUGAGAGUAGGAGGGGGGCUGGAGGACAGCAUGGCAGGAGGAGAUGACCUCGACAACAACCAGGACUCUGAAGUUGAGGACCGCAAACUGGUCUGCAUGAUUAAGAUCCUUCAGGCCACAGGUCUUCCUCAGCACCUGUCCAACUUUGUCUUCUGUCAGUACGUUUUCUGGGACCAGCCUGAGCCCAUCAUCGUGGCCCCUGAAGUUGAUCAUUCGUCUUCGUCUCCCAGCACCAAGGACCCUCACUGCAUGGUUGUGUUUGACAGCUGCAAGGAGCUGGCGGUGUCCGUGUCGGAGGAUUUUAUCGAGUACCUUACAGAAGGAGCUGUUGCCAUCGAGGUGUACGGACACAAACAGUCUGACGGAGGGAGGAACCCAGCUUUAUGGGACCUCAGCAUCAUCCAGGCUAAAACACGCACGCUGCGAGACCGGUGGAGUGAAGUGACGCGCCGUCUGGAGUUAUGGAUUCAGAUCCUGGAGAUUAAUGAGAAUGGAGACUUUGUGCCGGUUGAAGUGGUUCCAGCUAAAGACGUGCGCACAGGUGGAGUCUUUCAGCUUCGCCAGGGUCAGUCGCGGCGGAUCCAGGUGGACGUGCGCUCAGUGCAGGACUCGGGCACCAUGCCUCUGAUAGCAGAGGUGGUGCUCGCGGUGUCCGUGGGCUGUGUGGAGACGAGACAAAGCCCCGCAUACGACGAACAGGAUGAGAUGGACAGCUAUCAGGAGAAAGAUCUGGAACGUUUGCGGCGACAGUGGUUAACGACUCUCACCAAGAGGCAGGAGUACCUCGACCAGCACCUGCAAAACCUGGUUAGCAAAGCAGAAAAGACGGAGGAUGACAUGGAGAGGGAGGCCCAGCUGCUGGAGUGGCGUCUGACUCUGACAGAGGAGAGAAAUGCUGUGAUGGUGCCCUCUGCUGGCAGCGGCAUUCCUGGCGCUCCAGCCGAAUGGUCUCCUCUACCGGGCAUGGAGACACACAUUCCUGUUAUUUUCCUCAACAUCAAACCUGAUGACCUCAGCUCUCAGGACCAGUUUGAGGUGCCUGAGGUGGGAGGCUUGGACGCCACUUUGGGUGAAGAAUAUGAGGACGACUUCUUCGACUUGCAGAUCGUCAAACACUACGAUGGAGAGGUGAAAGCAGAGGCAUCGUGGGACUCGACUGUCCACGAGAGCCCCUUCCUCAGUCGAGGGGGGUUCUGGCCUGAGCAGCGCGUCUACCUGACGGUUCGAGUGGUCGUUCAGCUCAGCCACCCUGCCGACAUGCAGCUGGUGCUGAGGAAAAGAAUCUGUGUCUACGUUAACUCGGGCCGCCAGGGCUUCGCGCACAACUUUCUCAGAAGGAUGUCGACCCGCAGCACCAUACCGGGCUCAGGCGUCACCUUCGAGGUCGUCUCCAACAUCCCAGAGGACGCUCCGGGUUCGGAGGACAGAGAGAUGCUGGCCCGGCUUGCUGCGAGCGCACACAACAGCCAGUCAGGCGAGGAUGAGGCUGCCAUAGAAAAGUACCUCCGUAGUGUCAUGAAUCUGGAGAACAUCCUGACUCUGGACAGACUCAGACAGGAAGUGGCAGUGAAGGAGCAGCUGUCUGGCAGAGGGAGGAGUAACAGAAGGAGCCUGAGCUCUCCCUCUGUUCACAGGCUGUCAGGAAGUAGACAGGACCUGUCCACCACUUGCCUGUUGGACGAUAAGGGUCGAUGGGAGAGUCAGCAGGAUAUCUUCAUGCCCUCUCAGUUCCACCGCACCCUCCCACGCCCGGCUUCAUCCCCCUCCACCUACUCCACCUCCCCCUCUUCAUCCUCUAUGUCCUUCUCCAGUCCCCCCCAACAGAACCAGGAACCAGAACAAGGUCGUUUAGGACUUGCUGCCUCUUAUCUUUCAGUUAAGGCGCUGGUUCCACAGAUGCCCAAACUGCUCAAGUCUCUGUUUCCUGCUCGAGACGACAAGAAGGAGCUUCGCCCUUCACAGCAAAGCCAGCAGCAUCUACCUCGUAUCAUGACAUCAUCAGCGGGGGACGAUAACAAAGCCAAGCCUGAGACGGCUGCUGCUCCGCGGCCGCCGGCCAAAGACAGACGGACAGAGUUACCAGACGCCCCUCCUCUUCCUGUGCAUGACCCGCAUGACACCACCCCCCUCAGCCCCCUCAGCCAGUCGUCCAGCGGCUAUUUCUCCAAUAGCGUGUCCACCGUUACCCUGUCUGACGUUCUCCAGCCCUCCUCAUCGUCUUCCUCCCUCCUGGGUGCAGAGACCUCGUCGCCCACAAACCCUCAGCAGCAGGGCGCUGACGGGAACCAUGUUGUGACCUCUCCUCCUCAGCGCGACGCCAGGUUAGCUCCCCACAACUCGGCCAAUCACAGCACCUCAGCCGAGCCGCCGUCCUCCGACCAGAAGCCGGUCGACUCRGGAGGAGGCGACGGCUUCGAGAGGCUGGAGAUCCUCGUGGACGAGGACGAGCGCGGCUGCGACGACGUGCUUCCUGAUUGGCUGGCAGAUGGGGCGUCUGUCACAGUAGGAAGUAAUAAAACAGGAGCGGUGCGCUACGUGGGGACGACACAGUUCGCUGAUGGAGUUUGGGUGGGGGUGGAGCUGGACACUCCUGUAGGUAAGAACGACGGCUCCGUCGGAGGUCACCGAUAUUUCCACUGCAAACCUGGUUACGGGGUGCUGGUUCGACCGGACCGGGUAUCUCGGCGCGAUCGGACCAGUCGACGAACAGCAGACUUGCCUCCGCCCGCCCACGUUCCCAUCCUGCGAGGAGAACCCGCCACCGGACGGCGGGGGGAGAACAGAAAGUCGUGGAGUAGCUGAGACAGGAGAACUCAAAACUGGACGGGAGAGAAGACCUCCCUGCAGUCCUCCUCCUCCUCCUCCUCCUCCUCCUCUCCUCACAGCUCUAACAGACUCACGCUGCGCUGACCUACUGCCUCACAACCUGCAGUCUAACAGGAAACUGAACCGAUGAAGAGAAAACCACAGAAAUGUUUCUGAAAGUUCUCCACGUCUGGCAGAAGACUAAACCACGUUAGAAGAUGUUUCCUACAGGAAACAGGAAGGUGGACGCUCAGAGUGAACGAUGGGAAAAUGAGGAAACCACUCUGAGCUGAUAUGCAGGAAUGCAAACUGGUCGCUUUGUUAAAGCUAAACUCAGUUUGUCGUUCAGGCACCUCAGACUAAACAUUUUUUAAAACACUAUAAAGACUUUCAGCUGUAGAACCUUAUCUAAAAAAACAGAAUAUAUUUGUAGCAUUUCUUUAACAUUUUAUUUUCCUCCCUCGGUGUUUCACUGUGCUAAAURUUUAACAUUUGUAAAUAAGAAACUAGAAACUGAUGGAUUUAAAACGGUUUGCCAUGAGAGGUGUUUGUAUCCCUGCAUAUCUCUACCUGGACGCUCAGAGACUUCCACUGCCAGCCUCCUGAACUCUGCAGGCUACGUUUGCAGACUUUGAGUCCUCUCUACUUCCUGGACUUUAUUCUUUUCUUUCCUUUUCUUUUUACACACCGACUCUCCCAGAACGUGCCUUUGUCAUGGUCUGGUCUGGUUUGUGUUGAAGUUUUCUUUAAAGAGAACGCCUUGUGCUAAGUGUGAGGUGAUCUCAGGGACUGCAGAGGGGGGGAGAAGAAAGCAUGACGUGUGUGUGUUUAUAAAUGUACAGUUUUGCUUUGUGUGCACAAGUUCAUUUCAAAUCAUGGUGGUCAUGCAAGAGGAAUACUGGAAGAGUCGCCCAAACUAAGAGGCUUUUAAAGUUUGUUUGUUUUUAAUUAUGCACUGGAGAUGUUGGAGUAACAGUCGGUGUAUGUGAGCAGAGUGUGAACGGUGGUCACGGUGCAGUGGGGACCGGGAGCUGGACGUGAGCGACUCGACGGCGUUCGGAGCGCAGCAGGCGUGUCGAUCAGGAGGGGAAGGCUAGAGUACGUGUCGAGGAAGAGCUUAGCGAGUUUCUGCUCGAGAAGAGAGUUAAUUUUGUUUUCUAUGCAUUUGAUGUUUUUAAAGCAAACCUCGUUUUUAAUGUAUAUUUUUAAAAUGCCGAGGAAACGGAGWGCAUUAUGGGAGAGUGGAGGCAGGAUCACGUAUUCCUGACACCUGCUGAGGAAAACCCGAUGCAGUAAAGAUUUAGAAUUGGUUUUAAACUGAGUCGAACAUUCCUGUUUGUUCCCACUCGUGGAUAUUUACCGGUGGACGUUUUCUCGUUUACUGGAUGUGAGGUGGAAGUAUUGCACGUGUUUAGAGGAAGAGCUGCUUCAUGAAACAUGGAUUGGGAACAUCUGAGCCGCAGCACUGCUGAGGUCAGGAGCUUGAACUCACAGAGUGAAAAGUUUGGUUUGAGAUAAAUAUUUAAUCUCUGCUCUGAAUCCUUCAGUUGUUCUCGGUGCAUCCAGCUGUGCUCGUGUCCUGUUGAGGA